This is a messenger RNA of Triticum aestivum (bread wheat), 1071 nucleotides long. Its product is annotated as NADPH-dependent aldehyde reductase-like protein, chloroplastic. The coding region runs from base 143 to 940 and encodes 265 amino acids. The transcript has a single exon. NCBI's taxonomy places the organism in Eukaryota, Viridiplantae, Streptophyta, Magnoliopsida, Poales, Poaceae. The record is from RefSeq and is a predicted model, not a curated record.
ACCCGUGAGCUGUCCCUGUUGCUUAUCUCUUCAGCUUAUCGAGUGGGACUAUCCAGUUGGAUAUAAAUUCCGACACAACACUCCUCACUCCUCAGUGCAAUCCAUCGUAGCUAGACACCGGAUCGAAGACACCAAUAUCGCAAUGGCUGCCGCCGCUACCGUCGCCGCCGUUGCCGGCUUGUCGGGUACCGCAGCGUUGCCGCUCGACGGACGCGUGGCCAUCGUGACCGGUGCGUCACGCGGCAUCGGGCGCGCCAUCGCGGCCCACCUCUCCUCCCUGGGCGCGAGCGUCGUCCUGGGCUACGCGUCCAGCGCGGCCGAGGCCGACGCGCUCGCCGCGGAGCUCCCGCGGGCCGUGGCCGUGAGGGCCGACGUGUCCGACGAGGCCAGCGUCCGGUCCCUCUUCGAUGCCGCCGAGUCAGCCUUUGGCUGUGCCGCGCCGCACAUCCUUGUUGCCAACGCCGGCGUGUUCGACGACAAGUACCCGUCCCUCGCCGACACCACCACGGCGGACUUCGACCGCACCUUCGCCGUGAACACGCGCGGCGCGUUCCUCUGCCUCCGCGAGGCCGCCAACCGCCUGCCCCGCGGCGGCGGCGGCCGGAUCGUGGCCGUGACGACGUCCGUGGUUGGGUCGCUCCGGACGGGGUACUCUGCCUACACGGCGUCCAAGGCGGCCGUGGAGGCCAUGGUGCGGACGAUGGCCAAGGAGCUCAAGGGCACGCGGAUCACGGCCAACUGCGUGGCGCCCGGGCCCACGGCCACGGACAUGUUCUUCGCCGGGAAGAGCGACGAGACCGUGAGGCAGACCGCCGAGACCAACCCGAUGGAGCGGCUCGGGGAGGUCCAAGACAUCGCGCCGGUGGUCGGGUUCCUCUGCACCGACGCCGCUGAGUGGGUCAACGGGCAGGUCAUCCGGGUCAACGGCGGGUACGUGUGAUGUUAAACUGUUGGCGGGAGCUUCUUGGUUGGCUAAAGAAAUAAAUCUGAGAAUUGCGAUUCGUGAUUUGUUCCGUAUAAACGAUGUCAGACCGAUUGAUGACAAUAAUAAAUUGGGGCUGUCUAUGAGUA